AUGAUUGUUUAUACAAUAAGCAUCUUUAUUUCCUCAAUUUCAAAAUCUGGAUCAAUUUAUGCAGGAACAUAAACAACCAGUGAUUUUUAAUAUUUAGAUUAAAAUACUUCUCGUUUUUUAUUAUAACUAUCUUAUGCUUAAAGUGGAGAAAUCAUUAAUUAUGAUUAAGAAUUUUAGACGUAUAUAAUUAAUAUCAAUCAUAGAUAUUUAUAAUUUAGAGUUGAAUAUGUUAAAUAAGUAAGACCAUUAAAUACAUCUCAAUAUAAAAGAGAAAUAAACUAACUUAAUGUUUCUAAAUGUUCUUCAAAUAUCAUAGAUUAAUUUAAAUUCAAUUCAUAAUCUAUUUCAGAUGAUUAGAAAAAUAAAUUCAUAUGUUUUAAUGGAGGCUAUAAAUUAUCUGGUUCAUUUUUUGAUUCAACAUAUAACUAUUUAAAAGUUUCAGUUCUUAAGUGUAGUAAUUCUAAUAAUUGUAAAUCUAUUGAUUAAAUUGAAAGUUUAUUAAACAAAGGGUAAUCAUUUUAUUAAGAUUUUCUUAGAAUUAAUGUUAAUAUUUUCAUUUAAGAUUCUAAAAUUAAAUAAACUUUAAAUAUGACACAACCUUCUGAAGAAAAAGCUUAUAUAGUUUUUUGGAGAUUAAAUGUAGGAAUAGCAAAUGGUGAAGACAUAUUUUUAUAACCAAUCCUAAUUGAUUUGAUUAAUAGUAAAAAUAUUUUUAGUUCUUUAACAAAUAAUGAAGAAGCAAGAACUAGAAUCUUUAGAUCUUCUAAAGUUGAAAAAUAAGAGAGAAGAUAAUAUCCUAUGACACUUAAUACAGCAGAAGAAUUAUGUUCUUUUUAUUUAAGGACUUCUUCUGAUUCUCAAUAUUUCUUUGCUUCAAAGAGUGAACCUUUUAGUGUAUUCCUUGAUGCUGUAUCUUAAGCUUCUGGAUUAACUGUGGCUAUUUUAGGUUUCGCAAAGAUACUUUAUAAAAUAUAUAUAGCUCAUGAAACUUAUGUGAAGGUAAUGAAUUAAGUGUUUAAGUUUGAUUUUAGAGAUAAUACAAUAAUAAAGGAAAAUGAUAGUUUUGAAUCUAGUUUAAAAUCAGAUAAGAGAAAGGGUUUAGAUUAAUUAUAUUCAAAUUAGUUAGAUUAUUCAUUUUUAACAUAUCUUCAAAUUGAAUUAAGUAAGAUAAUGGGUGAUAUUUGUAUAUUGAAAUAUUGUUGCAAAAAAACAUAUGACAAAAAAACUAUUAUGGCUUAAAUUGCUAAAUCUAAAAUUAUGUCAGAUCUUGAAUUAUCUAAUAUUGUAAAAAAGUUAUAUGAAAUUGAUUCAUUAAAACUGUUUUUGUUUGAUGAUGCUUAAUUGAAAUUAUUUAAUAGUUUCUCUGAACCAGUAAUUUAUAAAAAAAUUACAGAUCAAAAAGAUGCAUUAAAAAAAAUUAAUAAAGAUUAUCAUAGAUCAAUAAUGAAAGGAUCUAUAUUAGAAAAAUAUUAAUUUAAAAAUCAAGUAUCAGGACCUAUGGAUUUUAGAGAUGCUCUCUCUUCAAAAAGUAUCUAAAUUAUUAAUUCUUUCAGUUCCUAUUGAGAUGCAAUUGUCUAAAGUUUCUCGUUUCUUUAAAGCUUAGAUUAAGGCACAAAAUGGAUAAGAACUUUUAGAUGUUUAUACUAAAAUCUAGUAAGGAGAAAAUUAUAAUAAAAAGAUGAAUCAAUAAUUGCUAAACUUUAUUUAAUACAAUACCAUUUUAUAUUAAAUGGUUGAUUUAUCUCAUAAAGUAAUAUUUUUAGUUUAAAUUAGAAAUAUUCAUUAAAAUCUAUUGAAAGAGAAGAUAUUAAAUUUGUAAAAGCUAGAUCUCAAUAUUCUAAACUUCCUUAAUAAUCUCAAAAUUUAAAUGAAAAUUACAUGAUUGAUGAAGUUAAGGAUUCUGUUUCAGCUAGUUCUCCAAAUUCUGAAUUUUCAAUCUAAAAAUAUGGAUAUAUAAAUGCUAAUGGAGGUGAUAUAUAAAUUGAAUAAAAUGAAUUUGAUAUGAUCUAAGAAAAAGAAGGAAUUAAAUCUAAUUAAAUAGAAAACUAAAUUGAAGAGAAAGGAUAAAAGAUUCGUUGA
Molecule: messenger RNA, 2079 nt
Organism: Paramecium primaurelia
Lineage: Eukaryota; Ciliophora; Oligohymenophorea; Peniculida; Parameciidae
Source: the annotation of a GenBank genome assembly